This is a messenger RNA of Diospyros lotus (date-plum), 3275 nucleotides long. RefSeq names its product granule-bound starch synthase 2, chloroplastic/amyloplastic. Lineage: Eukaryota; Viridiplantae; Streptophyta; Magnoliopsida; Ericales; Ebenaceae. The coding region runs from base 475 to 2787 and encodes 770 amino acids. The record is from RefSeq and is a predicted model, not a curated record. Gene Ontology annotation, molecular function: alpha-1,4-glucan glucosyltransferase (UDP-glucose donor) activity. The transcript has 8 exons.
GUCAGAGCCCAAAAGGCGUAAAAGCCUACAACAGGCCAUCCCCUGGGCGGCACCGCUCGCAGUGAACGCUGCCUACUGCUUCCGCAGAGCGAAUCAGGAAAAUAUGUUUGGUGGUCAGCUGGCAUCAUCAUCCAAAUUCGUGGUUUCUACUAUGCGUUUCCCAUUCUGGGACAAUCAAAGCCUCACAAAACACCUCCAUUAUUUCCCAUUCGGUGGGGACCUGAAUCAAGGGAUCUCCAACACAUAGACGAGCUUCGUUGUUUGUUUGUCCAUGGUUUCCCCUUCAUUUCUUUCCAAGCUCCAGCAAUUACCUUUCCUGCUUCCCUUCCCAUAUCUCGUAAUCCUGUCCGCCAUUUCCGAAAACAUUAAUCGGGUUUGUUAUCCGUCAGUUUCCACUUAGUCGCCUCAGUCCUUCGAGGCCUCCAAGUAUUACUGGUACUCAGAGGCAAAUUGUCAAACAGUUGGUCACUUACCAUGGAGAGCUCAGUUCUUCUUCAUUGUGCGAUUCUCGGGCGACCCAGGUUACCUGUCUUUCCUCAUCGGCGGAGGAACCUUCAUGGUUCUACGGGUUUGAACUGUUCGACAUUUGGGCACGCGAAAGUUGUGCAUAGAGAUGUUGCCGGGGCGUCUUUAUACUGUGCGAGACUGAAGAAGGGAUGGGGAGAAACACGGCUGCAAAGGAUCAAGAGUCUGAAGGCAAAAGGUAUGGGUUCUGGGGAAAGACCGGAAGGCGAGGAUCUCGAUAAGCAGGAAGAUACCCUUCAGGCCACGAUUGAAAAAAGCAAGAAGGUUCUCGCUAUGCAAACAAACUUACUGCAGCAGAUUGCUGAAAGAAGGAAACUAGUUUCAUCUAUCAGAAGUAGUACUAUUGAACCUGAAAGUGGUGAGGUUCCUUACAAAGAGAGGAUGAGCUCUUUUCCAGGUGAAGAUACUCCUUCAGAUGCCAGUGAGGAUGCUAAUGAGGAUUAUGCUGGUACUGUUUUAUCUAGCAGCAAGGUUAACUUGACAGUAAAUGAUUCACGGUUAACCCUACCUCCUGGUACUAGUGAAGUUACAAAACAACCUGAAAAGAAUGUGUCUCAUGGAAGAACAUCACUGGAUGUGGAUUCCCACAGACAGUUUAAAGACAGAACUUCAGAAACAGUUUGGUCUGAUGAGCUGCCUUCCUUUCUUUCAUCUACAACAUCUACUCUAAAAGAUGAAGAGGAUGAAGAUUUGCAAGAAUCAAGUUUAAAGGAUGUGAAUGAUGAAACAGAUAUGCCUAUGAGUGAAGACGAGAAGCCCCCUCCUUUGGCUGGGGCCAAUGUUAUGAAUGUGAUAUUAGUAGCUGCAGAAUGUGCUCCUUGGUCGAAAACAGGUGGGCUUGGUGAUGUUGCUGGAGCUUUACCGAAGGCACUGGCUCGGCGUGGACACAGGGUUAUGGUUGUGGCACCUCGAUAUGGUAAUUAUGCUGAACCCCAAGAUACCGGUGUUAGGAAAAUGUAUAAAGUUGACGGACAGGAUCUGGAGGUGUUAUACUUCCAAGCUUUUAUUGAUGGUGUAGAUUUUGUUUUUAUUGACAGUCCUAUGUUUCGGCAUAUAGAAAAUAACAUAUAUGGAGGAAAGCGUGAGGAUAUUUUGAAACGCAUGGUCUUGUUUUGCAAAGCAGCUAUUGAGGUUCCUUGGUAUGUUCCAUGUGGAGGGGUCUGCUAUGGGGAUGGAAAUUUGGUUUUUGUUGCCAAUGAUUGGCACACUGCAUUAUUACCAGUUUAUUUAAAGGCAUAUUAUCGUGAUCAUGGAUUAAUGAAAUAUACGAGGUCCAUCCUUGUGAUUCAUAAUAUAGCUCACCAGGGUCGUGGUCCCGUGGAUGAUUUUUCUUAUGUGCAUCUUCCUGAAAACUACUUGGACCUUUUUAAAAUGUAUGAUCCUGUGGGAGGUGAGCACUUCAAUAUCUUUGCAGCUGGUCUAAAGACAGCAGAUCGUGUUGUUACAGUGAGUCACGGAUAUUCCUGGGAGUUGAGAACUCCUGAAGGUGGUUGGGGUCUGCAUGGGAUAAUUAAUGAGAAUGACUGGAAACUGAAGGGGAUUGUCAAUGGCAUCGAUGCAAAAGAGUGGAACCCACAGUUUGAUGUUCACCUAAAAUCUGAUGGUUACACUAACUAUUCCCUAGAGACCCUUCAGGAAGGCAAGGCACAAUGCAAGAAAGCAUUACAGAAAGAACUUGGUUUACCUAUUCGUGAUGAUGUCCCAUUAAUUGGUUUCAUAGGGAGGCUGGAUCACCAAAAAGGUGUUGAUCUAAUAGCAGAGGCAGUUCCUUGGCUGAUGGGCCAGGAUGUGCAAUUGGUCAUGUUGGGCACAGGGAGGCCUGACCUGGAACAGAUGCUCAGGCAAUUCGAGGCUCAAUACAAUGACAAAAUUCGAGGAUGGGUUGGAUUCUCAGUGAAGACAGCUCACCGGAUAACUGCUGGUUCUGAUAUUCUACUGAUGCCUUCGAGAUUUGAGCCUUGUGGACUGAACCAGCUCUACGCAAUGAGCUAUGGGACUGUUCCAGUUGUUCAUGCUGUGGGUGGCCUCCGAGAUACUGUGCAGCCUUUUGAUCCUUAUAAUGAGUCAGGGUUUGGGUGGACAUUUGAUAGGGCUGAGUCUGGUAAGCUAAUCCAUGCAUUGGGGAACUGCUUGCUAACAUAUAGGGAGUAUAAGAAGAGUUGGGAAGGAAUCCAGAGGCGUGGAAUGAUGCAAGACCUUAGCUGGGACCAUGCUGCUGAGAAAUAUGAAGAAGUCCUUGUAGCUGCUAAGUACCAAUGGUGAGCAUCCAAUAUGUAUGAUUCUGUCUCUGGUGUCACUAGCUGCAUAGGUUGUUAUUUCAGAGUAAAUACAUGUUGGGUUGGGUGAGUUCUCCUGCCAAGGAAAGAAGAAACUAUUGUAAUUGCUGGGUUUAUAUAUGUACAUGAAUCAAGAAGCUGCUUUCUUGGUUUUCUCCAGCCUAGUAAUUCAUGCUGAACUCCUCUAUAUCCAUUUUCUAGUCCAGUGACUAUAUAUAUGGGAGUGUAUCAGAAAUAAGAUCGGUCACAAUUCUCCUGUUGUUUCUUGCUCUGCUUAUGACAAUAGAGAGAUCAUGUAGAGUGAUCUUCCGCAUUUUCUAGUUGUUUCUUGGUAAAAUUGUAUCUUUGGAACUUUGCUGCUAUUCUGAUAUCAACUGAAAUUGUCACCUUAUUUCCGUGAGUCCUGCCUCCAUGUUUGCAUCUCUUUGACCUUCUUGACAUGCAAUGCAAUGCAAAUUUUCAUUUAUUUAUUUA